Molecule: messenger RNA, 1263 nt
Organism: Arachis ipaensis
Lineage: Eukaryota; Viridiplantae; Streptophyta; Magnoliopsida; Fabales; Fabaceae
Source: RefSeq, a predicted model, not a curated record
AUGGUGCACUUGCCUAUCCAUUUGGCAAAUGAAGUGAGGUUAGGUGGUCCAGUUCAAUAUCGUUGGAUGUACCCUGUUGAACGAUAUAUGUGCACACUAAAAUCGUAUGUUCGUAACAGAAGUCAUCCAGAAGGAUCCAUUGCUGAAGGAUAUUUGGCGAAUGAGUGUAUUAAUUUUUGCUCAAGAUAUUUGCAUGAAGAUGUCCAAACAAGAUUCAACAGAGUCCCUCGAAACAAUGAUGAGUGUGUUUCAACAAAAAAAGGAAUGAGUCUUGACAUGUAUUUUAAGGUACAUGGGAUAAAUUUGGAAGAUAAAGAAGAUGAGGAAGAUGAGAAACAUGAGCUUGAUGAUGCUGCAAAUGAUGAGGGUAAUGGAGAACAAGCUUGUAAUGAAGACUUAGGCACAAUAAAGAAGAAAACUCGUCGAAAGACUAUGUGCAAAAAGCUUCAUGCCACUGAUUUUAAUGAUCGACGGGAGGUGGAAUUUUUUGGAGGGCAGCCUAUAGGUCCAACCAAGGAGGUUGUAUCUAACCUCAACCAACUCUUGGGUACAAUAGUUAGAAAUUCUCGUUUUGUGACUUUGCUAUAUACUAGUUGGCAUGGUGUGCCUAAAAACCUCAAAGAGGACAUGUGGGAGUAUGCCAAUGCUGUGUCUACUAAGAAUGCUGAAAAUAGGUCAAAGCAAACAUGUCCUCACCGGAUGGGUUCCACAAAUUUUGGAAUAGUGCGCAAGCAGCUGCGCGACUCUAAAAAGAAUAGUGAAGAACCAUCAAGAGUUAAAGUUUUCAUAGCAACUCGCACAAGUAAGAAAGGAAAAGAAAUUGAUGCUAAAACGCAAAGCACAAUUGCUGAACUUCAAACCUACAUAGAAGCCGGGGAAAAUGAUGAGGAUGCAUUUGUAGGAGUGUUAGGAAAGGACCAACCAGGUCAAGUUCGUUGUUAUGGGACUUCGAUUACAAAAAGCUCUCUUAAAAAGGAUGAGGAGAUUCGACAAGUCAAAGUUGAAUACAACAACAAGGUUGAAUCAUUAGAGAAGAAGAUGGACGGUGUAUGUAGUUUAUUAAAGGUAUUGGUGCACCAAGUCAACCCUGGAAUGACUGAGGAAAAGGUAGCAGCCUUAGUGCAAGCUGCCCAAAAUUCUCCUUUGGAUGCCUCAAGUAGCAGACCGAGAAAUACUCCCCGCUCCUCCGAAUCAACUCAUAUUCCACCCAAAGAUACUCCAGAAGGAAUUAAUGGCUCUCAUGGUAUAUCUCAUUUUGCUUGA